AUGGCGGACUCUGCUGCUGAUGCCGACACUUCCAUCCUGAAUGCAGACAAUCUGACCAAGUACAAGAUCGCGGCGACCAUCAGCCACAAAGUCCUCGAGGAAGUCACCAAAUGGCUGGCCGACGGGGAAAAGAUUGUGGAUUUGUGCAUAAAGGGAGACGCCCUUCUUGACGAAGAACUGAGCAAAGUGUACAAGGGCAAGUCGGUCAACAAGGGCAUCGCCACUCCGUGCACGAUAUCACCUAGUGCCCACGUCACUCCUUUCACACCCCUGGUCUCGGAUGCGGAGGAGGCAGCAACCACAAUCAAGGCUGGAGAAUUGAUCAAGAUCCAAUUGGGAGCACAGAUCGAUGGCUUCGGUGCGAUCGUGGGCAAUACCGUGGUCGUGCCCAAAGAAAAAGGUGCCAAGGCAGAUAUUACGGGGAGAGACGCAGACCUGCUGCUAGCCACACACUAUGCCAAUGAACUGCUGCUGAGGUUGUUGGUCCCCCCGGGGCUGCUGGCGACGGGCACAGACGAAGAGAAGAAGAAGGCUGCGGCGGAGAAACCGCCUACGCAGACCAAGAUCUCGUCGCUCGUCGACAAGAUAGCCAAAGCCUAUGACGUCCACGUUGUUCAGCAUACCACUUCCUGGCUGUUCGAGAAGAACGAGAUCGAGGGUAAGAAGAAGAUCAUCCUGUCUCCUGCCGACGGUGCCAAAGGAGAAGGUUCAGCAGAGGUCGGCGAGGUCUGGGGAGUAGAAAUGGGCAUGAGUCUGGGCUCAGGCAAGGUCAAGGAGCUAGACAAACGGUCAACCCUGCUCAGACGGACCACGACGACUUACGGCUUGAAACGGCCCAGCUCAAGGCAGGUUCUUUCAGAGAUCGUCAAGAAAUUCGGCACUUUCCCCUUCAGUCUACGGCAGUUGGACGAUGAGAGAGCCGGGAAGGUGGGUGUGGUCGAGUGCAUCAGAUCUGGCGUGCUCCGUGAGUACAAGCCAGCGGCCGAGGCAGAUGGAUCACCCGUUUCGCGGCUCUUUACUACCGUUGGUAUCACAAAGAAUGGCCUGGUCCGUCUCGCGGCCCCUCCUGCGUUGGAUCUAGAUGCUGUCAAGUCCGACAAGAAGAUCGAAGACGAGGAGAUUUUGGCGAUCCUGGAACGUCCGCUGGCCAAGUCCACCGGCUCCAAGAGCAAGAACAAGAAGAAGAAGAAGAAGCCAGCCAAGAAGGCCGCGGCAGCUGCUGAAGAGGACGACGACGAUGACGAAGACGACAGUGACGAUGAGUGA
This is a messenger RNA of Cladophialophora carrionii CBS 160.54, 1266 nucleotides long. Its product is annotated as DNA-binding protein, 42 kDa. The record is from RefSeq and is a predicted model, not a curated record. Bases 1 to 1266 code for a protein of 421 amino acids. NCBI's taxonomy places the organism in Eukaryota, Fungi, Ascomycota, Eurotiomycetes, Chaetothyriales, Herpotrichiellaceae. The transcript has 5 exons.